UCUGUUUCAUUUCUAGAGUGUUUUGUUUGUUGUUUUUGCUAUGCCCACCCUGAAACUUGCUACCUUUUGAGUUUAAUAAAAACCUGGUUGUUGUAAACCGUAAUCCUGUGGCAGCGUUCGUUUUUCCUUGGCAGCAGGGAGUGUGGCCAUUUUAACUUUCCUUCUUUUCUUUUUCUUUUUUGUGUUGUGCUCCGGUAUCCCACACGGCUCAGACCUGUAGAUACAGGUCUGCGUCAAAGGCCAGUGUAAUCAUGCACAGCUACUCUUGCAGAGUUCGGGAAUAAAAAGUAUCUUAUUAUAACAGUAUCACCAGGCUAAUGUAUCCCUUGAGAUUAGGAGCAUUAGCUUAUAGAUUUUGGCAAAAUAAGUUCAUGAAAACUUUUGCUUAUAUAAACUGAUUUGGCCUUGCCUGAAAUUAUUUCUAAGAUAAUAAUCCAUUAAGAUGACUUGCACUCCCAGAUUUACCUCUUCUGUUAGGCUUCAGUCAAUUAUCUGUUUGUUUGUUUGUUUGUUAGUCAGGAAGUAUGAUACUAUAGAAUGACAUAUGAGGAAAUCCUAUGAUUUUGUGCUCAGUGUCAGAUCAGGAGUUACAUGGUUAUUAAUAUUUUGAAUUUUCUUUUCAAUUCUCUUUUUUCCAGCAACGUAAUGUCUUCCAAUGCAUCUCUGUCCACCAAGGACAAUGAUGACAUCAUCAUAAGCAACAUCAACUUUGUCCUCUACACAGUGACUGUUGUGCUCGGCAUCACAGGAAACGCUGUGGUGAUCUGGAUGGCUGGAAUCAAACUUAAGCCAGCAGUCAACAAUGUGUGGCUGGUGAAUCUGGCGAUAGCAGAUCUGAUUUUCUGCUUCACACGAAUCUUCUCCAUCAUCCAGAUGAAGUUAGAACGGUGGCCUUUUGGUCUCUUUCUCUGCCAGUUUCAUGGUUUGUUCAAACACACCAACAUGUUCUGCUCUGUCUUCCUGCUGGCUGUGAUCAGUCUGGAUCGAGUGCUUUGUGUCCGUCAGCCCAUCCUCACGAAGCGUCGACGCACCCUCUUCGCAGCGAGGGUGGUGGCAGUCUGUGUCUGGAUUAUAGCGCUCCUCUUCAGCAUUCCCUACUUCACCUUCCGCAAAAUCUACAUGGACAACAACCAAACUAAGUGUAAAAUGGUGUGGGUGGAGAAGCCAAAGGAAAACAAAAACACCAAAGUUGCUCUCUACUCCAUGCAAUUCAUAUUCAGCUUCAUAUUUCCCUUUGUGGUCAUUCUCAUCUGUUACAUCCUGGUUGGCCUGGGCCUCCGACGCACUCGUCUGUCAGGGAAAUCUCGGCCCCUUCGUAUAUUAGUAUGUUUGGUCAUUGCCUUCUUCCUGUGCUGGGCACCUUAUCAGUGCCUUCUAUUAGUAGACAUUGUGUAUAAUGAAAACAAAGUGGUGAAAAAGUGUUACUCUAUAACAAAGAGCAUUGCUUAUUUUAACAGCUGUGUGAACCCAUUGUUAUAUUUCUGUAUGGGGCUAAAAGUCAAGGAGGGGUUUAGACAGAAACUCAUGAGAGUUUAUAAAAGGGCUCUGGGAGAUGAUAUGGAUGGCCAGAUGGCUCAGCCAACUGAUCCCUCUUUGGAUUAAAGCUCUGGGUUAAAACAGAGAGUAGGCGGAAAGGAGUGGAUGUAAGUAAAUUUUACCUUUCCCCAGAAAAAUACAUGUCCUUAUACAUAACCAUUAAUAUAAUAUUGAAAUGCUGAAAUAAUUUUUUGCUUCCAUUAUAUGAUCAAAACCAGUAUUUCAGAGUGAAACAUAAAAGGUGGGAAGACUACAGUAAUGAUAAUCAGUCAAAUUAAAAGAUUUAUCAACAAAGGCUCAACAAAACAGAUGUGUGAACUCCUACCUUUCACUAAAUCUGUUUCACCAUCACUAUAUUUAAAGUCAAGUCUUAAGAACAGUGAUAAUUUGUUUGUUGUUUAUUUAUUUAUAAUACCUGGAAAAUUCAUAUUGACACCAGAAAAUUCACCCUCAAUCAUUGCGUCAUAUUUUACAUAUUGUAUAUUAUGUUUUUUGCUUUUGGUUUUUUCUUUUGUUUAUCUAUAAUUACCUAAUUAUAGAUAAACUGGAAUAAUUACGUUGUUAACCCUUGGUAAGUUGUUGCCAAAGCAGAAGUCAAAUAUCUUCAAAGGUUUAGGUCUGAGGAAUAAAUCUCACCAUAAACGCCACCUGGUACCAUUUCUGGAGUUUUAGACUUUGCUGAUGGUAUUUGCCUAAUGUUGCUGAAUUGUGUGGGGGUUUUGUUUUUUGCAUAGUUAUAUUACAUUGACCUUUGCCACUGUUUAAACUUAACUAACCCCAGCAUUAGCUUAUAGAUUUUGGCAAAAUAAGUUCAUGAAAACUUUUGCUUAUAUAAACUGAUUUGGCCUUGCCUGAAAUUAUUUCUAAG
Haplochromis burtoni (Burton's mouthbrooder) is the source of this 2404-nucleotide messenger RNA. Its product is annotated as formyl peptide receptor 2. Gene Ontology annotation, biological process: phospholipase C-activating G protein-coupled receptor signaling pathway; complement receptor mediated signaling pathway; positive regulation of cytosolic calcium ion concentration. The transcript is spliced from 2 exons. NCBI's taxonomy places the organism in Eukaryota, Metazoa, Chordata, Actinopteri, Cichliformes, Cichlidae. The record is from RefSeq and is a predicted model, not a curated record. The coding region runs from base 592 to 1602 and encodes 336 amino acids. Gene Ontology annotation, molecular function: G protein-coupled receptor activity; complement receptor activity. Gene Ontology annotation, cellular component: plasma membrane.